Molecule: messenger RNA, 707 nt
Organism: Humulus lupulus (European hop)
Lineage: Eukaryota; Viridiplantae; Streptophyta; Magnoliopsida; Rosales; Cannabaceae
Product: chromatin-remodeling ATPase INO80-like
Exons: 2
Coding region: 385-615 (76 amino acids)
Biological process (GO): DNA repair
Cellular component (GO): Ino80 complex
Molecular function (GO): ATP-dependent chromatin remodeler activity; ATP binding; ATP hydrolysis activity
Source: RefSeq, a predicted model, not a curated record
AAGAGCUAGUAACAUAGAUCUACUCCAUCCGUAAGUUUUGUUUUGAUCUGUUUUUCUCAGAUUUCUAUUCUUGUUUAGAACAGAUUAGUGGGGUAAAGUGUUUUUCUCAAUUUGAUAUAAUUUAUGUUUCUAAUUUUGCAGUUCCACCAUGCCAGUGACAUCAACUGUUCAAACACCACUGUUGUUUAGAGGCACCCUUGAAGAAUAUCAGCUGAAAGGUCUUCAGUGGCUGGUCAAUUGUUAUGAGCAGGUUGAUAAAUGCAACACAUAUUUAAAUUAUACAUAUAAUUUCUCCUUUCUGUUUUUUAUUUUUCUUCUUUUUCCGACUGUUUAUUUGGGAAGUUUUGUCAUUUGUAGGGCUUGAAUGGCAUUCUUCCUGAUGAGAUGGGCCUUGGAAAAACCAUUCAGGCUAUGGCAUUUUUGGCUCAUCUAGCGGAAGAUAAAAAUAUAUGGGGACCUUUUCUUGUUGUUGCUCCUGCAUCUGUAUUGAACAACUGGGCAGAUGAAAUUACCCGCUUUUGCCCUGACUUGAAAACUCUUCCAUAUUGGGGUGGGCUUCAGGACCGUACAGUUCUGAGGAAAAAAAUCAACCCGAAGACCCUAUACCGCAGGUAAGCAUCUUUAGUUCUGUUGUAUUUUCUAAGAUCAUUGGUGAUUUGGUAAAAGAAGCAUUUUGGCUUUCAUUUGUCUUCUUGUGUCCUAUUUGC